Messenger RNA from Phytophthora nicotianae INRA-310, 3386 nucleotides. RefSeq lists its product as hypothetical. Bases 309 to 3248 code for a protein of 979 amino acids. The transcript has a single exon. NCBI's taxonomy places the organism in Eukaryota, Oomycota, Peronosporomycetes, Peronosporales, Peronosporaceae. The record is from RefSeq and is a predicted model, not a curated record.
AGACAACGUCGCGCCCGUCGUCGCGUUGCAAAAGUGCCUGGAGAUCUGCUCGCCGAUGUUGCAGAGGGGACAAGAAGCCAGCCACCGCGCUUCUUCCGCCGUAGUGUCAUUCGCCAAACGGCCGCGGGCAGGAAGCGCUCGCCCCACUCGGUCUGGAACUAGCGUAUUGUGCUAGUAUAUAUCGCUGCGCUCGCAACUUCACGGUGUCUGCUUGCUAGUCGCGCAUCAAGGUUGACAAGUAUCCAUUCAGACUACGGCGGUCUGACUACUUCAGUAACCGCGGUAACGGCUGCGUGGAAGCCUCCAAGAUGAAGUUUCCACUGCCCAAGAAUAUCUUCCCACCGCUGGAGUUGUCGGAGAACCAGGAAUUCAGCUACGAACAGCUCGCCAAUGCGCUCAUCAAGGCCACGCUCACCGAGUAUGAUCAGUUCGUCAUGCACGACCGCAAGCGCGUGGACUCCAAGCGCUGGAAGACCGUGCGCACCCGCGACGGUGUGACCAUCUACCGUGAGCGUGUCGUGGACGGCGUGCGUCAGCCGGCCCCGGCUAGCCUUGCGCUGUAUCAAAGCGCCAUCUCAGCGACCAGCAGCCGUCCCAGUCAGAAUGCACGCCGUUCGGGCCCCCUGACCUCCGACACUAUCUCUCUCAACAGCGGACGCGGCUUCAUGCCUCCGUCGCCAAAGAAGAGCAGGGACAUGGACCCAACUGAAGACAGCCGUGACACGACCGGCAACGACAGCUACAGCAGUGGUGGCCUGCUAUCAGAGCCACGCAUCACAACUGCUGCGUUCUCAAGUGCUGACGACGAUAACACUAGCUCUGGCCUGCCAAGAUUGCUCGCUGUCGGCAACCUUCGGGGCUCUCUUGACGACGUCAUGUACGGCGUCGUGUCGCCGAACGCGUCGUCCGUUCGCCUGCGUAGCUCGUACCUUGGUGAACACAUCGCCGACUGCGCCGUGCUGCGUGAGAUGAAGAGUCCGUCUCCUGCCGACCCGUUUCGAUUCCUGGGUAUCAAGUGGUUCGUGCGCGCCAAGCACCGCGGUGCUGCCCGCAUCGUCCUGCCCCGUGAUUUCGUUGUCCUAGAGUUCUCCGGUGUAAUGAUGCGACCCGACAACUCGCGCGUGGGCUUCCAUCUCAUGCACUCUGUGGAUAUCUCUGCGUGCCGUGAACUGCACGAGCACCGCAUCCUUCGCGCAAAGGUGUCGAGUUGUUACAUUUUCGAGGAGACGGGCAACAACCGCGUCCAGGUCUUCAUGACAGCUUCCGUUGAUCCGAGUGGACAUGUACUCAACCGUAUGGCCGUGCGAUCAGCGGCUACGGCACUUAGCAACUGCUGGAGGUCUGUCUCCUGUGCGCACAACAAGAAGCUCGCCUUCUGUCUAGAGAACGAACGCCCGUCAAGUAUGGGAACCAGCGGCGUCACCUCCUCUCGAGGUGGCCACGCACUAUUAAGCGCUAGCGUUGUCAGGUCGUCCCGAGGAGGCCUCUCUGCGCUUACACCUGUAAACGAGUCCAGCGUGCGCGAAUCGAGUGCGAUGGAGCCGGUGUCCCAGCGCAGCAACUACAGCUCCACGGCACAUCGUCGUCAGUGCGGUGUCUGUCGUGGUAAGCUGGGUGUACUGUCCAAGUCGAUUUCGUGUCAACUAUGCUGUGAACAGAUCUGCAGCCGAUGCCGUAUCGUGCGCAAGCUAAGCAGCAACACUCUUAACUCACAGGUCAUGCAGUCGUCCAUCAACUUCUGCAAGAAAUGCGUCGCCAGUGUUAGUGACGAGAGCGCACUGGAGAUCGCUCGUCAGGAACUGUGGGUGCGGGCGCGUGGCCGUACGCGCGCGUCGUCCGCGAUCUCUAGAACGACCACGAGAAACAGUUUCUCAUCGGAAAGGAACACGUACGCGACGGUGGUGCUCGGUCGAGGCAGUGAUAUGAACAGCCGGGGCAGCACUGCAUCAAGCAGUCUGGGCUUCAGCCGUGGCCCCAGCAGCUUUAGCCGUGGCAAUAGUAGCUUCAGCCAGAGCCGCGGUCCUCAGCAGGAGGAAUCAGCUCUGGGGUACUCGGUUGGCCCCCGUCCAUCGACAUCGACGCAGUCCUCGACCCCACUGCAACGCCCUAGUUCGGGCGGCCGGUUGUCGAAGAAUUUCUCGCUCAACACGAUCAGCACCAGCGCUGGCCCGUUGUCGACCAGUACGCUGACGAAUGAUGCGCUAUCGCUCGCCGACCUCGGCAGAGAUAGUAGCAUCAACCGCAACAGUGCCAAGAACAAGGAUGCCACCGCUAACAAGGACAAGAGUGACGGAGAGGAGCCUGUAGUGCUUGAUCACCGCAUGACCAUGACCAUCCGCAGUCUGCGUCACCUGGACUACGUCUUGUCAGUGGGUGAACAGGACCUUGUGGACGAGCUUGAGAACGAAGAUUUCGAGUCUGAAGACUAUGGGGAGUUUGAGAGCGGCGAUGAAGGCGAGCUACGCUCGAGUUACGCGUCGUCGGUAGCUGUGCUGGAUGACAACUAUGAGACGUGUGAGACUCCUACAAGUGACGCACAUCAGUCGCAACGCGAGUCUCCAAUCGUUGAGGGCGAAGAAGACGAAGACAGCGAAGAAGACGAAGACAGCGAAGAAGACGAAGACAGCGAAGAAGAGGUCGAUGAUGAGCAGCAGCUUAAAGAAGAAGAGAAAUCGACUGAGGAGGUUAAAGCUAUGAAUGCCGAUGAGAAGUCUGCGGAGAGCCAACAGCCCACGGAGCAGACUGAGGACGAUAACAACGAGACGGAACAGCCCUCAGAAGCAUUGGAGAAGUCGGUUGUGAUGGCUAUGCUGGUCCACGAGGGUGCCGACCAGCAAGAUGAAGCCGUGGAGGUGGUGGAAGCCGCCCCCAUCGCGGAGGUGCACGCCAUGAUGCUGUCCCAGUACGAGAUGCAGAAGGCCACGCCUGAGUCUGCUAACGAAGACCCAAAGCCGCGUCUGCAUCGUGCGCACACGACGGUCCCGUCCUCCGGCGGCGAAACGAACUACCAGCAUCAACUUUUCCAGCAGAUGCAGGACUUGCACAGUGUCGCGGAGACGACGUACCAGGUGGCUCGAGCCAACACCGAGGCGGCUUUCAAGGAGCGUGAUAGUGGCCGCAUGUCCAAGGCGUCGCCCGACGGCACGACUGGAAACCUCCGUGGCGUGCGGACAUUCUCCCAGCCGUUCGCCUUCAACGUGGUGGGUCUGCGCUCGACGCGCGCCAUGACCGUUGGCAUCGACAAGUAAGCAAGCGAGAAGCGUAAUGCCAUUAUGAGCUGUGAUAUUUAACCUGGAGGUAGAGAAUGCAAGCAAUUGAGGUCCUAUCUAGUGAACAAAGCAUUCAGUUAUCAAAAAUAUAUUAGCGUUGCUAGUCUUGCCUGCUUU